GGGGGGGUUUAGGUUUUUUCUAGCGCUAGGGCGGGGCGAUGGCGCUGGGGUGUGCCGCUCUUGGAUCGUCCCCGUGCGCCUCUCUUCCAGGAGCAUCGCAUUCCUUCGCCGUGGGGUCGAAAUUUUGCUCGAGGCUCUGGUUCUCCGCUCGUCCUAGAGGAGGACGCUUCCGCCGACUGCAGAGGUGGGAGAAUUCUUCUAGAAGUCUUUUAUUCGCGAGGAUCAGGGCAUUAAGUUCGAAAUCUGCGGGGGGUAGCGACGAUCGUAGCACGACUUCUGAGAAAUCUCUCAAUCCUUACGUCUGGUCCGACAGAAAGAGCCCCAGAAUAUGUAUACUGGGUGGUGGCUUUGGUGGUUUAUACACUGCCUUGCGGCUGGAUUCUCUUGUGUGGACACCAGAAAAGCGUCCGCAGAUUUUACUUGUGGAUCAAUCCGAGCGUUUCGUUUUCAAGCCGAUGCUUUACGAGCUAUUGUCAAAAGAAGUUGAUGUCUGGGAGGUAGCCCCACUAUUUGCAGACCUCUUGGCGAGCACAACCAUACGCUUUCUAAAAGACAAUGUCAAAUCAGUGUCACCUUUUGAUGCAGUUGCUGACGAUAACAAGUCGUCACCAUCUAGCAUCGGUGGUAAGGUGUACCUUGAGAGCGGAAUUCAAGUCGAAUAUGACUGGCUAGUAUUGGCGUUGGGUGCUGAAACUAAGAUGGAUAUGGUUCCUGGAGCACUGGAACACGCCCUUCCUUUCUCGACUCUGGAAGAUGCUCUCAGGCUGGAGAAGAGAUUGGAAGAGCUGGAAAGGGAGCGGUUUGGUCCGAAGCAAUUGCCCAUAGAUGUUGCUGUUGUCGGGUCCGGCUAUUGCGGCAUUGAGUUGUCAGCUACGGUUGCGGAGAGGCUUGGUGAGCGUGGUCGAGUGCAAGUGAUUGAUGUCAAUUCAGAGAUCUGCCCUUCAGCACCUACCGGAAACAGAGAAAAAGCUUCGAAGGUAUUGUCAUCUCGCAACGUCAAGCUGGAGCUGGGAUAUUUUGUAACUAAUAUUGCUCUCAAGGAUUCCAACGAGCCAGAGAAAAAGAACAAGCGGGUGGUUCUCGAGUUAAAGCCAGCGAACUCAAGGAACACUCGUAAAGCCCCUCCCAGCACAUUUCUGGAAGCCGACUUGGUACUAUGGACGGUCGGAGGCAGAGCGUUGGUUCCGAAGGCCUUUCCUACAAACGGGCGUGGACAGACGGACACUGACGAGACUCUACGAGUAAAAGGACACCCUCGCAUCUUCGCGAUUGGAGACUCCGCUGGUAACAAAGACAGCUCUGGAAGGCUGCUGCAAACAACAGCACAGGUCGCGCUUCAGCAAGCUGACUAUGCCGGAUGGAACUUGUGGGCCGCAAUCAACAACAGGCCACUUCUACCUUUCAGGUACCAGCACUUGGGCGAGAUGAUGACGCUUGGAAGGUAUAAUGGUGCUGUUACGCCCAGUUUCUUCGAAGAUAUCACGCUGGACGGUGUACUUGGUCAUACAGCUAGAAAGCUCGCGUAUCUCUAUCGCCUUCCCACAAACGAGCACCGUGUCAAGGUUGGAGUAAGCUGGCUAGCGAAAUCGGCCGUGGACGCGUUCUCGUACGUCCAGGGUACGGUACUUAGCUUAGCCCAAAAAUCGUGAUUAGUGGAAAUUGUAAUGAUAAUAAUGUGAAGUUUAGGGCUUAUUGGAAUUUGAAA
This is a messenger RNA of Selaginella moellendorffii, 1705 nucleotides long. RefSeq names its product alternative NAD(P)H-ubiquinone oxidoreductase C1, chloroplastic/mitochondrial. The record is from RefSeq and is a predicted model, not a curated record. Gene Ontology annotation, cellular component: chloroplast. The coding region runs from base 39 to 1649 and encodes 536 amino acids. Lineage: Eukaryota; Viridiplantae; Streptophyta; Lycopodiopsida; Selaginellales; Selaginellaceae. Gene Ontology annotation, biological process: phylloquinone biosynthetic process; aerobic electron transport chain. The transcript has 12 exons. Gene Ontology annotation, molecular function: NAD(P)H dehydrogenase (quinone) activity.